Messenger RNA from Tripterygium wilfordii, 2428 nucleotides. RefSeq names its product fimbrin-2-like. The record is from RefSeq and is a predicted model, not a curated record. The coding region runs from base 217 to 2217 and encodes 666 amino acids. Gene Ontology annotation, biological process: actin filament bundle assembly; actin filament network formation. Gene Ontology annotation, cellular component: cytoplasm; actin filament; actin filament bundle. The transcript is spliced from 14 exons. Gene Ontology annotation, molecular function: actin filament binding. NCBI's taxonomy places the organism in Eukaryota, Viridiplantae, Streptophyta, Magnoliopsida, Celastrales, Celastraceae.
UUGAAUUCUCGAACACUUUGAAGGCCUAUGACAGCUCCACUCAUCCCACCCAUGGCUUUCUCUCCUUCGUCUCCACGGUCUCCCACUCACUGAAAAUGGAGAAUUGAGCUUAUAAUACAUAAAUUCAGCGACAAGAACACCAAAACAGAGAGAAUUCUCGUAACUCUGUCUGUUUUCUUCAACAAAACUGAAAUCGAAGUCUUGUGGUACACAAACAUGUCAGGCUACGUAGGUAUUCUUGUGUCAGAUCCAUGGCUCCAAAACCAGUUCACUCAGGUCGAGCUUCGCAGCCUGAAGGUCCAUUUUAUGAGCAUGAGGAGAGAGACAGGGAGGCUAACGCUAAAGGAGCUAGCAUCGAAGAUGUCGAGACUGAAAGUGGUGGGCGAGAAUCUGACGGAGGAAGAGAGAGCGUCUCUAAUUCAAGAUUUGUACCAGAAUCUCGACGAUGAGGUUGAUUUCGAGUUCUUUUUGAAGGUUUAUUUGAAGCUCCAAACACAUGCUAGUGCAAGAACUGGAAGUGGUGGAAAAAGUAAUUCCUCGGCAUUUCUCAAGGCUGCAACCACUACACUGCUUCACACAAUCAGUGAAUCUGAGAAGGCAUCCUAUGUUGCGCAUAUUAAUAAUUACCUUGCGGAUGAUAAUUUCUUGAAGAAAUACCUGCCUGUUGAUCCUUCGACUAAUGAUCUCUUUGAGAUUGCAAAGGAUGGGGUUCUUCUUUGUAAGCUAAUUAAUGUGGCGGUUCCUGGGACGAUAGAUGAAAGAGCUAUUAACACUAAAAGAGUGCUUAAUCCAUGGGAAAGGAAUGAAAAUCAUACUCUAUGCCUCAACUCCGCUAAGGCUAUUGGAUGCACUGUUGUAAAUAUAGGCACACAAGACUUCAUCGAAGGGAGGCGGCAUCUUGUGCUUGGAAUGAUUUCUCAAAUCAUUAAGAUACAACUUUUGGCAGACCUCAAUUUGAAGAAAACACCUCAAUUGGUGGAAUUGGUUGACAAUAGUGAGGAUGUGGAAGAGUUGAUGAGCUUGCCUCCAGAGAAAAUCUUACUGAGGUGGAUGAACUUCCAGCUAAAGAAGGUCGGAUACAAGAAAGUGGUCACAAAUUUCUCUUCUGAUAUAAAGGAUGGGUGGGCUUAUUCUCACCUUUUAAAUGUUCUUGCCCCUGAGCACAGUAAUCCAUCUACAUUGUCUGUGAAAGAUUCUUUAGAAAGAGCAAGGUUAGUUCUAGAACAUGCAGACAGGAUGGGCUGCAAGAGAUAUUUAACCGCAAAGGACAUCGUUGAAGGUUCCCCAAACCUUAAUCUUGCUUUUGUUGCACAUAUCUUCCAGCACAGGAAUGGACUCUCUACCCAAACAGAACAGAUAUCUAUUCUUGAUACUUUGCCAGAUGAUAUUCAGAUUUCUAGAGAAGAGAGAUCAUUUCGUUUUUGGAUAAAUAAUCUUGGAAACACAUCAUAUAUUGACAAUGUCUUUGAAGAUCUUAGAAAUGGGUGGAUACUCCUAGAGACCCUCGAUAAGGUUUCACCAGGAAUUGUUAAUUGGAAGGUUGCAAAUAAGCCUCCUAUUAAAUUGCCAUUCCGAAAAGUUGAAAACUGUAACCAAGUGGUAAAAAUAGGAAAACAAUUGAAAUUUUCACUGGUGAACAUUGCUGGACACGAUAUUGUACAAGGAAGUAAGAAAUUAAUACUUGCUUAUCUGUGGCAAUUGAUGAGAUACAACAUGCUCCAGCUUUUGAAGAACCUGAGACUCCAUUCCCAUGGUAAAGAAAUUGUCGAUGCUGAUAUUUUAGUAUGGGCCAACACUCUAGUCAGCAACUCAAGAUGCCAGAGUCGCAUGGGUAGUUUUAAGGAUAAGAGAUUAUCAGACGGAAUUUUUUUCCUUGAACUACUAAGUGCUGUUCAGCCUAGAGCAGUAAAUUGGAGGCUUGUUACGAAAGGGGUAACUGAUGAUGAGAAACAUAUGAAUGCCACCUACAUCAUCAGCAUUGCUAGGAAGCUUGGAUGUUCGAUAUUUUUGCUUCCUGAAGAUAUAACAGAGGUGAAUCAAAAGAUGAUUCUUACAUUGACGGCAAGUAUAAUGUACUGGUGUCUGAAACAUCCUGUUGAAGAGAAACUAUCCGGAAUUUCCGAUAGUGAGAGUGGUAGCCAAGUCGACACAACAUCAAAUUCAACAGUAGAUGACUCUGCCUCAGAGUCAUCAAUAGAAGAUAGUAGUAGUAUAUAAAUACUGAAUGACAGAAAGUUGAAACUGUCUCUUCUUCUUCUUCUUUCCUGUUUAAAUUUUCUUCCUCUGUAAUUGUUAGAACUUGUAAUCCCAUAUCAUUUGAAGAGCAACAAGCAAUGGGGUUUAUGAGAAAAACUCAAGCUUCUCUGAAAAAACAAUGUCUUUUCUGGGCUCAAUGUUUAUUUGAGUGAGUUGAGAUUUCUUAUAGGAA